AGCGGGGCCACGAUGAAGAAGCAGUUCAAUCGCAUGCGCCAGCUGGCCAACCAGACGGUGGGCAGGGCAGAAAAGACUGAAGUUCUGAGCGAAGACCUUCUUCAGGUGGAGAAGCGCCUAGAACUGGUGAAGCAAGUUUCCCACAGCACGCACAAGAAGCUCACUGCAUGUCUCCAGGGCCAGCAAGGGGCCGAGGCUGACAAGCGUUCUAAAAAGUUGCCUUUGACAACACUGGCUCAGUGUUUGAUGGAGGGGUCAGCUAUCCUGGGAGAUGACACACUUCUCGGGAAGAUGCUGAAACUCUGCGGAGAGACAGAGGACAAGCUGGCUCAGGAGCUGAUCCACUUUGAGCUGCAGGUGGAGAGAGACGUGAUCGAGCCCCUGUUUUUGCUGGCCGAGGUGGAAAUCCCAAACAUUCAGAAGCAGAGGAAACACUUAGCAAAGCUGGUGCUGGACAUGGAUUCUUCACGAACAAGGUGGCAGCAGACUUCCAAGUCUUCAGGUCUGUCCGGCGGCUUGCAGCCUGCAGGUGCCAAAGCUGAUGCCCUCAGGGAAGAAAUGGAGGAAGCUGCCAACAGAGUGGAGAUUUGCAGGGACCAGCUCUCGGCAGACAUGUACAGUUUUGUGGCCAAAGAAAUCGACUAUGCAAACUACUUUCAAACGCUCAUCGAAGUGCAAGCAGAGUACCACAGGAAGUCACUGGCCCUCUUGCAGGCCGUGUUGCCUCAGAUAAAAGCACAACAGGAGGCCUGGGUGGAGAAGCCUUCCUUCGGGAAGCCUCUGGAGGAGCACCUGAUGAUCAGCGGCCGGGAGAUCGCCUUUCCCAUCGAGGCCUGUGUGACAAUGCUGCUUGAGUGUGGGAUGCAGGAGGAGGGACUCUUCCGGGUAGCGCCGUCUGCCUCCAAGUUGAAGAAGCUGAAGGCCGCUCUGGACUGCUGUGUGGUGGAUGUGCAGGAGUACUCGGCAGACCCCCACGCCAUCGCAGGAGCUUUGAAAUCUUACCUCCGAGAGUUGCCGGAACCUCUGAUGACCUUUGAACUCUAUGACGAGUGGAUUCAGGCUUCCAAUAUUCAGGAGCAAGACAAGAGGCUUCAGGCUCUGUGGAAUGCUUGUGAAAAAUUGCCCAAGGCCAAUCACAACAACAUCCGAUACUUGAUCAAAUUUUUAUCCAAGCUAUCAGAAUAUCAAGAUGUAAACAAGAUGACUCCCAGUAACAUGGCAAUUGUGUUAGGACCCAACCUCCUGUGGCCACAGGCGGAAGGGAACAUCACGGAAAUGAUGACCACAGUUUCACUGCAGAUUGUUGGGAUCAUCGAGCCCAUCAUCCAGCAUGCAGACUGGUUCUUCCCUGGGGAGAUAGAGUUCAACAUCACAGGGAAUUAUGGGAGUCCCGUACACGUGAACCACAACGCCAACUACAGCUCAAUGCCCUCCCCAGACAUGGACCCCGCUGACCGGCGCCAGCCCGAGCAGGCCCGCCGGCCCCUCAGCGUUGCCACGGAUAAUAUGAUGCUGGAGUUUUACAAAAAGGAUGGCAUGGGCGUGAGGGUCAUGGACACGUCCUGGGUGGCUCGAAGAGGCUCCUCGGCCGGCAGGAAGGCGUCCUGCGCCCCGCCCACCAUGCAGCCCCCCGCGCCGCCCGCCGAGCUUGCCGCGCCUCUGCCGUCGCCCCUCCCGGAGCAGCCCCUGGACGGCCCCGCGGCGCCCUCGCUGUCGCCGUCGGGCUUGGGCCUCCAGCCCGGGGCCGAGCGCACCAGCACUUUGAAAAGCAAGGAGCUUUCUCCGGGAUCUGGGCAGAAAGGAAGUGCAGGUUCCAGCCAGGGGACGCCCGGUGCAGGGACGCAGCCGGGGGCACAAGCAGGCGCCAGCCCCAGCCAGCCACCCCCCGACCAGAGCCCGCACACUCUCCGGAAAGUUUCCAAGAAGUUGGCUCCGAUUCCACCCAAGGUCCCCUUUGGCCAGCCGGGGACUAUGACCGACCAGUCUGCCGGCCAGCCGUCCCCGCUCAGCCUGUCCCCCACCCCACCGAGCACCCCAUCGCCCUACGGACUGAGUUACCCGCAGGGGUACUCCUUGGCCUCCGGUCAGCUCUCCCCGGCGACGGCCGCGGCCCCUCCCCUGGCCUCCCCUGCCGGCUUCCCGAGCACUGCAGCCAAAUCUCGGCCCACCCCCAAGCCCCGACAGAGACCCACCCUGCCGCCCCCUCAGCCUCCCACAGUCAGCCUGCCAGCCCCGAGUCCACAGUCCACGGAGCACCCCGUGCUGGACGGCAUGGCCCCCGGGGAGAGCAUGUCGACAGAUCUCGUCCACUUUGACAUACCCUCCAUCCACGUAGAGCUCGGGCCGCCGCUCCGCCUGAGCCCCCUGGAGCACGCGCGGCGACACUCGGUGACAGAGAAGAGGGACUCGGAGGAGGAGUCUGAGAGCACCGCCCUCUGA
Messenger RNA from Odobenus rosmarus divergens (Pacific walrus), 2439 nucleotides. It is a transcript of the gene ARHGAP44, whose product is annotated as Rho GTPase activating protein 44. Gene Ontology annotation, biological process: modification of dendritic spine; positive regulation of GTPase activity; neurotransmitter receptor transport, endosome to postsynaptic membrane. The coding region runs from base 13 to 2439 and encodes 808 amino acids. The record is from RefSeq and is a predicted model, not a curated record. Gene Ontology annotation, molecular function: protein binding; GTPase activator activity. Gene Ontology annotation, cellular component: postsynaptic density; presynaptic active zone; cytoplasm. NCBI's taxonomy places the organism in Eukaryota, Metazoa, Chordata, Mammalia, Carnivora, Odobenidae. The transcript is spliced from 20 exons.